UUUCCUUGGUGUGAACUGACGCCGUAAGUCACUCAGACCUUCGCCACCAUCAUGAACUUACACGAGAGCACCAGUUUCGCAUCCCGUUUGCCAACCGAAGUCCUAUGUCAUAUUUUUAUUCACACUCUCCCCAAAUACAAACAUCCCAAUUUAAAAUCGUUUCCUAUUCUGCUCACCAAAAUAUGUCGUCGAUGGAGGGAGAUUUCUGUGGAUAUGCCCUCAUUGUGGUCCAGAAUGCAUAUAGAUGUUUACGUGACACAUUUGCAGCAGGCGGCCUUCUACUACGACUCGUGGCUCAAGCGCACACGAGGACAUCCCAUCUCCCUAGAAAUCAAUUGCAUCACAGACGACUAUAUCUGCCUACAAACCCUUCUUCAGCCUUACAUCCAUCAAAUCUCCUCUCUCAUCAUCGCAAUUAACAAUCCAGUGGCACCCGAAAUCUUGUUCAACGACCUACCAGCACUUCAAGAACUUUCAGUUGUCUCACGGAGCUUCAGUCAUAUUGCGAAUCAUGAUACACUACUACCUAUCUCACCUCACAUCUCCCGGCCCUCCACUCUACGCACUCUUAAACUCUAUAGAGUAUAUUCCACCACCCCCGACUCCGACCUCCUAUCUCGCCUCGACCCCGUAUGGGCCCAUUUGACAAAUGUGGAAAUCGGAUCGUCUGCGGCACGCGUUGUAAUGCGCUUGCUCCGAUUAACUCCCAACCUCUCCUCAUUUAGAAUCUGCAAUUUAUCUUGGCAGCAUGAAGAGUUGAUAGCUGUUGGGAGUGGUACGGUCGGAUUUGCGAUUGGGCUUGAGCAGGAACAGCGAGCAGGUGAUACUUUUUAUCACAUAUACUCGCGACGUACUGUGCUUGUACACUGUUCAUGAUCUGUCUCCUGUGUAAAGUCAUAUUCGACGACUUGACCUUGCCCUUUCUGUACACGGAAGAUUCAAUCAAGAUGCUCGUUCCCGGA
This is a messenger RNA of Suillus clintonianus, 962 nucleotides long. RefSeq lists its product as uncharacterized. NCBI's taxonomy places the organism in Eukaryota, Fungi, Basidiomycota, Agaricomycetes, Boletales, Suillaceae. Bases 52 to 876 code for a protein of 274 amino acids. The transcript has 2 exons. The record is from RefSeq and is a predicted model, not a curated record. Gene Ontology annotation, molecular function: protein binding.